Cladocopium goreaui is the source of this 1615-nucleotide messenger RNA. NCBI's taxonomy places the organism in Eukaryota, Dinophyceae, Suessiales, Symbiodiniaceae. The record is from the annotation of a GenBank genome assembly.
AUGACCUCAGCUUCGGUGGUCACGUCGAGCGCGGUGAUCCAUUGCCCGCUACCGGCCACGUUUGAGACUGCCAUCGCUGCUGUGCGACAGGCGCUGCCGGAGGAACGUUGGGACAAUGUGCUUCUGUCAUGUGGAGUUGACCAGGUAGAACCAGGCAAGGCCUUGGACAACUCCACGUAUGCGCUCGUAAGCUAUGAUGCCCUCGGCACCUCUGCCGUCUCCAUCGCGAAAACUGAGCAUCGUGGGAUCACCGUGCAGCAACUGCUACAGAUCGAGACGUUCAUCCAGAAGCAUGUCCGUUUUUGGGUAGAGACGUUUCCACAGAGCCCCAGCUUCGGCUUGCCAUUGGAGUUCGAGAAAUUCAACCUCCACCAUGCGUGCCAUUGGAUCAUUUCGCCUGCCACACGCAAGCUCUGCUGCAGCCUGGUGGAGCUAGUGGCAACGGAUGCUGACGCACAGUAUCCAUGGUGGUUUGUGAGCCACGCAUGGCAGGAAGCCAUCUUCAAAUUCGUGGCUUGUCUUCGGCAGCAUGCCGCGCUGCGAAACGUGGCGGAUGGCGCGUACUGGGUGUGCGCCUACGCAAAUAAUCAGCACAGGCUCAAGGAAGAAAUCUGUGCAAAUCCGCGCUCAACUUCAUUUUAUCGCGCGAUGCAAUUAUCCAUAGGCAUCGUACUGAUCUUGGAUGAGAAAGCGACGCCUUUCACAAGGAUUUGGUGCUGUUUUGAGGAGAGCAUCGCCGUGGAAGAACGCAAUGCUGGGAUGCCCCUGCUCCUGGAUGUGGCUGCGACUGAUCCUGCCAACGAGGCGCACGUGCUGACUGAUGGCUUGGCGGCCGCAGAGGCAUCCCGGAUGCCGCUGCUUGGUUUUUUAGCCAAGUCUGUGCGUGAAGCGGCCUUCCCCACACGACUGGUGCAGAAGGGCCUGGACGUUGACAUCGCGCAAGCCGAUGCCAGCCUAGCGUCAGACAAGACAGCCAUCCUGAAUUCCAUCAGGUUGCCACGCGCAAGGACCAAGGCCAGGAACCAGGCGUUGGCGGCGCACUUUGCACUGGCGUCGUGGUUCGGCUUCGUGGCGAAACGCCACUCGUUCGACUCCAAGGUUUUAGAGCGACUCCUGAGCGCCCUGGCGGCAGACAGCUUUCGGAGAGUGGUGCAGCUGUCCUUCACGGGCUGCCGUGGCUUCACAGAUGCGGAGCUGAGCCAGCUGCUGCGGCACCUUCCCAGGCAGCUGCUGCUGCUUCGUUUAGAUAUGGGCUUCAGUGGAGUCCAAUGCUGGGCUUUCCCAGAGGUCGAGGAGAUGGAGAUGCCUCCACUGCAGGAACUCAGCCUGCGCUUCACGGGCUCCCACCUGGCGAACGCUUCGGGCUUGGGGCAGAUGCUCGGUGCCGAGCCGAUGUCGCAGUCACUGCGCUCUGUGCAGCUCUGGUUUUCCAAUUUGCCGUCCUUGGUGGAGCUGGGCUCAUGGGAGCCUCUCACGAAGCUGAAACUGGAAGAAUUGGUGUUGCAGCUGAACUCUUGCGAGGCCAUCACUGACGAAGCCAAGCAAUCCUUGAUUUGUUGAGUUUAUGUGCUGUCCAGUUGAUGCCAGCCGAAACGUGCCGCAGCUGCUGAGCAAC